GGCCAUUUUAUUUGAAUCUUUACAGUUCACCAAAAAGUCCAUUCAGGAAAAACUUGAUAGUAUAGUCUGCAAUAAUAAGAGAAUGCAUAAUGCUAGAGCCAUUGUGUAAACAGGUCACAUACAGUACUCCCUUUGUCCAGUCAGUUACAUUGAUGCUUCACAUCUGCAAAUAAAAAUGUUAACCCAGGGUUUAGGAAUGUUAAGUGAGAAAUGCCAGCAUUUUUAUCUGUCGGUUUUAAGGUGCAAAGCACAUUUCCAUCAUUCCUAUUUAUGAUCAUAAUACAUGCUUAAUUCUUAUCACGCAAACCAUAUGGGGUUUAAAUUUGUGACCACAAGGAUUAACAAGAACAAUGCUCGCUCAUGUUACAAGAUUUUUUUUUAGGAGUAGGUAGCUCAAUGUCUCCGCCCACCUUUAAAGUAUAUUUAUACAGUGGUUUGUCAGCGAGAGCUCACUAAUUGUCUUCAUGAUGACCAUCAUCUCUCUGCUCCUGCUGGCCUCUCUGCUGCCACACCUGAUCUUCACUGCUCAUGUGAAUGUGGGUAUAGUGAAUGGCAGGUUGGCCAAACACAGACCUUACAUGGUUUCGAUUCAAUUGAACAAGGAACAUAUCUGCGGUGGAUUCCUCAUCUCUGAUCAGUGGGUCUUGACUGCUGCACAUUGCUGGGAAGAUGCUAUCGAGAGAUGUCCACAGUUUCUGACAGCUGUGGUUGGUGUGCUUGACAUAACCAAGAGUAUAAGCUCGAACCGCAUCAAAGUGAAGAAAUGCAUCCCACAUCUAGAAUCCUGCUCAGGACCUUCACGGAAUGACAUCAUGCUUUUGAUGUUAGAUAAAAAGAUAGAUCUAAACUACAGUGUUAACAAGAUAGAAUUACCAAAGGAAGGAGAAGAUGUAAAAGCAAGAAGUAACUGUAGUGUUAUGGGCUGGGGAAUACAGCAGCCCAAUGGCUCAGUGAGUACUCAUCUACAAGAGGCAGACGUGUUUAUACACAAUCCUGCAGUGUGUCUAGCUCGAUGGGGAACUCUUUACAUAGACUCACAGAUGAUCUGUGUCCGUGGCUGGGGUGGAACCUGCCAAGGGGAUUCAGGGGGUCCUCUGGUUUGUGGAAACAUUGCAGUUGGUAUCACAUCUUUUGGUGGAAUUGAAUGUAAUUCACCCCAGAGACCUAAUGUGUAUGCCAAGAUUUCAGCUUUUCUUCCAUGGAUUAAAAAAAACAUGAGAAAUGUUAAGUGACUUCAUGGAAAAUAAAAAAGAAGAAUUGUUUUCUUGAAUUCUCUCAUAAACCUUCUUUCAAUAAAAGUAUCACAUGGCAAGCAUCAA
Molecule: messenger RNA, 1319 nt
Organism: Carassius carassius (crucian carp)
Lineage: Eukaryota; Metazoa; Chordata; Actinopteri; Cypriniformes; Cyprinidae
Product: complement factor D-like
Exons: 5
Coding region: 465-1232 (255 amino acids)
Biological process (GO): proteolysis
Molecular function (GO): serine-type endopeptidase activity
Source: RefSeq, a predicted model, not a curated record